This is a messenger RNA of Chaetomium strumarium, 756 nucleotides long. RefSeq names its product translation initiation factor eIF 4e-like domain-containing protein. Gene Ontology annotation, biological process: translational initiation. The transcript has 3 exons. The record is from RefSeq and is a predicted model, not a curated record. Gene Ontology annotation, cellular component: eukaryotic translation initiation factor 4F complex; cytoplasm. Gene Ontology annotation, molecular function: RNA 7-methylguanosine cap binding; translation initiation factor activity. Lineage: Eukaryota; Fungi; Ascomycota; Sordariomycetes; Sordariales; Chaetomiaceae. The coding region runs from base 1 to 756 and encodes 251 amino acids.
AUGUCCGAACAGGUCGAUCUUACCACUAUCCCGAUCUCGCCCACUGACGAGAACAAGCCUGAUGGCACCACCACAGAGGCCGCGAAGGAUUCCGGCGAGACUGUCACUGUCUUCCACGACAAGGACAAUUUCAAUGUCAAGCACCCGCUUUCGAAUCGGUGGACGCUCUGGUUUACCAAGCCAGCCAGUGGAAAGGGCGACAAUUGGAACGACUUGCUGAAGGAGGUCAUUACCUUUGAGUCAGUGGAGGAGUUUUGGGGCGUCUACAACAAUAUCGCCCCAGUCUCGGAGCUUGCCUUGAAGUCGGACUACCACCUGUUCAAGGAAGGUGUGCGGCCCGAGUGGGAAGACCCGCAGAACAAGCAUGGCGGCAAGUGGUCAUACCAGUUCAAGGAUAAACGGUCGGUCAACAUUGACGAGCUGUGGCUGCACACCAUGCUUGCUGCCAUCGGCGAGACGCUGGAGGAAGAGGAGGACGGUGAGGUGAUGGGCGUUGUCGUCAACGUCCGCAAGGCUUUCUACCGUAUCGGGGUCUGGACACGCACUACGGGUCGGCAUAUUCCCGGACGCGGAGACGGCGAUAUCGCUGGGGGCAAGGGCCGGUCGGCAGAGAAGGGCAAAGAGAUCCUGAUGAGGAUUGGCCGUCAGUUCAAGACUGUCCUCAAGCUGCCGCCCAACGAGCAGGUCGAGUUCUCCGGUCACACCGACAGUGCCCACAGCGGCAGCACGCGUGCCAAGGCGAAGAUGGUGGUAUGA